UUGAAGUUUUGCAUCAGGGUACUUCUUACUUGUCGAUUGAUAUAAGCAUUUAAUAAAUAAAUAUACCUGACGCUCUCGGAUCUCCGUAAAUCUGUAAUCUUAAAAUAUUGUUUGAAAAAUUUGACAUGAAAUAUUAAUUGGAUUAAAAUCAGAGAGGGAUAACUAAAAUUCUGUAAUGGCUUCUGUAAAUGAAGGAGUUCAAAUAUCUAACGAUGCCAUGGACAAUUCUCAAACAUCAGAAUCUCAAAAAGCGGGGGAAAAUCUCGAUAAAAACAAAAACAAAAAUACUGAUACUCAAGGAAAUUGUUACUGCGGCAAAGACAGAAACUUGAAUAUAGUAGAACUUCUUUGUGCCUCUUGCAACAGGUGGUAUCAUGAAUCUUGUAUUGGAUAUCAGCUGGGUAAAUUAGUCCCAUUUAUGUCAAAUUAUUUGUUUAUAUGCAAAAAUUGUUCACCAACAGGAUUGGAAACGUUUAAAAAGAACCAAGCUACUUUUCCACAAAUGUGUCUUACUGCAAUUGCAAAUUUAAGACAAGAAAGCAUUAAGGAUGGAAGCAAUAAGGCCCUGUUUAGUAAGGAUAAAGAAAUCAUACCAUAUAUUGAUCAAUAUUGGGAAGCUAUGACAACAAUGCCAAGACGAGUUACACAAUCUUGGUAUGCAACAGUGCAGAGGGCACUCAUAAAAGACAUACAAGUGACAUUCACCUAUGAAGAGGACGCACAUCAAGGCCCAAUGUUUGGAUUAUUUAGCAUGCAACUCACAAAUAUUAAGCCCAAUUAUGAAGCUAUGAUAAAGCAGGGCCAGUUAAAGGUGACUGACAUGGGAAUAGCUACGGUACCUUUAACGGGCAAUGUAAAGGGCCGACAAGGCAAGCGGCGACCCGCAGUGGGAGCGGAGACGGGCGCGCCGGUCGGCAAGAAGGGAAGGUCGAGCGAUCUUAGCUCUUUGAAACUACCCUCACACGGAUACCCGACUGAGCAUCCGUUUAACAAGGAUGGGUAUAGGUACAUAUUGGCUGAGCCGGACCCACACGCGCCGUUUAGACAGGAGUUCGACGAAAGCAACGAGUGGAGCGGCAAGCCGAUACCGGGCUGGCUGUACCGCUCGCUGUGCCCCGGCGGGGUGCUGCUCGCGCUGCACGACCGCGCGCCGCAGCUGAAGAUAGCCGAGGACCGGCUGGCCGUGACCGGCGAGAAGGGCUAUUGCAUGGUGCGGGCGACGCACGGCGUGUCCCGCGGCUCGUGGUACUGGGAGGCGAGCGUGGAGGAGAUGCCGGAGGGCGCCGCGAGCCGCGUGGGCUGGGGCCGGCGCUACGCCAACCUGCAGGCGCCGCUCGGCUACGACAAGUUCGGUUACUCGUGGCGCAGCCGCAAGGGCACCAGGUUUCACGAAUCCCGCGGUAAGCACUACAGUCCGGGUUACGGCGAGGGCGACACUUUAGGUUUCCUUAUCAUCUUGCCGGAUAGCCCUUCCACUAAAUACACACCAAACACUUAUAAGGAUCGCCCGCUCGUGAAGUUCAAGAGCCACCUGUACUACGAGGACAAGGACAAGAUCCAGGAAUCACUCAACAAUCUGAAGCCGCUAUCCGGCAGCAAGAUCUACUUCUUCAAGAACGGCGAGUGUCAAGGCGAAGCGUUUACGGACGUGUUCCAGGGCUGCUACUAUCCGUCCGUCUCGCUGCACAAGAACUGCACAGUCAGCGUCAAUUUUGGACCCAAUUUCAAAUUCUCACCGAACACUAAACAUGCGUACCGUCCGAUGUCAGAGAAAGCGGAAGAGGCUAUAUGCGAGCAGACAAUGGCUGACUUGUUGUACUUGACUGAGAACGAGGGGAAACUACGAUUGGAUAGUUUUAAUCUCUGAUAUAACUAACACCGUUGAACGGUGUAUAAGACUUUGUGCAGUGAGCGUUGCGCAUGUGAAUUUAUAGAAUAAGGACAUAAUCUUAGUAUAGUCACAUACCUGACACAAAUGAAUAUAAAAAAAAUGUAUGAUGUUGAACGAUUUUCCUUGCAAACUUCAAGUGUAAAUUGACAAAUACAUUUAUCUUUUGAUAUACUUGUGGAAAAAAUGGUGUAAAUAAGUUUACGUAAAAUAAAAAGACAUUUGUAAUCUAUACAGUCAUUAAUAUUUGCAUUUUACGACGUAGAAAGCAUGCCCUUUUGGGUUUAGGCAGCCUUUGUACAACUAGUUUGUAUAUCAUUGAUACAUUAGAGGAGAUAAAUUGCCGAGUACAAAAUUAAUUCAUUUAUCGAAUCUAGUAUAGCUUCAUUCUAAACAUAGUUUACUUCUUUUUUUCAUUUAUUGAUCAAUUAUUGACAUAUACUCUUGACAAAUAUAAAAAUAUAAUCUUUACACUAAAGUAAGUAGUCAAAAAAGGAAAGUAUAGUAUGGUUAGUUAUGUAUAAGCUUUCCUGUAUAGUAAAUAUUAACUCUUUAUAAGAGAAGUCUUUAUAGGUCGAGUCCUGCUAAUUUGAUAUCUAAACUAUAAUGCAACUGAAAGAAUAAGCAGUUUUAUAGUGUAUACUAUACUCCCGUUGAAUUUAAGCAAAAAUUUAAAAAUUCUAGCUAAUUUUAAGAAUGUAUAAUACAUUUCCACUAAAAUAUUGAUAUUAUGUAUAAAUGCGAACAGUAAGAUAUAGUCCUAUUAGAAUUCCUACUUAUUAAAUAAAUUGUUAAAAGGAAACAGUAUUGAUAUAUUUCAAAAUGUGAUGUAGUUUUCAGUAUUGUACAAAAUUUACCCUUUCAAUUAGAACUCUUUGAUAUACUUUUGGUCUACUAGUAGUAGUUUCCCUUAUCGAUAAAAUAUUAUGUUUUGUGUUGGUUUUGUACAGUCUUCUUUUGUUAUGAAUGAAGUUUGCUUGUGUUAUGUAUAAACAUUUCAAACAUAGCCUGUGAAGCAAUAUUCUUUGAUAAACAUAAUGUAAACUAAAUUAAGACAGAAUUGCAGCCCACGGGGCUUUUCACACAGUCUAGUUCAAUAGAAAGGCUGGUGCAAGUGAAAUUUUAAUAUGUAGUAGCAUUAGUAGUCUUUUAAUAAUCAAAUAACAAUUUUUAUUUUUUUAACAGGACACCAUGUACAAUUUAAUACAUAUAUAUUUUUCUUAUUAUUACAAUUUCU
This is a messenger RNA of Zerene cesonia (dogface butterfly), 3125 nucleotides long. RefSeq names its product set1/Ash2 histone methyltransferase complex subunit ASH2 (gene ash2). Lineage: Eukaryota; Metazoa; Arthropoda; Insecta; Lepidoptera; Pieridae. Gene Ontology annotation, cellular component: Set1C/COMPASS complex. The record is from RefSeq and is a predicted model, not a curated record. The transcript is spliced from 10 exons. Gene Ontology annotation, molecular function: protein binding; transcription cis-regulatory region binding. Bases 176 to 1867 code for a protein of 563 amino acids.